Molecule: messenger RNA, 776 nt
Organism: Planococcus citri (citrus mealybug)
Lineage: Eukaryota; Metazoa; Arthropoda; Insecta; Hemiptera; Pseudococcidae
Product: U6 snRNA-associated Sm-like protein LSm8
Exons: 4
Coding region: 312-599 (95 amino acids)
Biological process (GO): mRNA splicing, via spliceosome
Cellular component (GO): precatalytic spliceosome; U4/U6 x U5 tri-snRNP complex; U6 snRNP
Molecular function (GO): RNA binding
Source: RefSeq, a predicted model, not a curated record
CAUAAUAUUGAUUGAAAUUUUUUAAUUUUUUUUUUGAUUUUGAAAUAUUUCAAAAAAUCCAAAUCAAAACCAAAAAGACGUAAAGGAGGAAAGUAAAACGGACAAAUAAUCAAUGGAAAAAAUCUAGUUUUCGCCAAAAAUUAGUAAAGUUAUGUUCGAUGAUCGGAUUAAUAGCGUAUGUAUUACAGAAUAGUUGAGGUAAUUUGACAAGUACGUGAAACUGAGAAAGUUGACGAUUUGUUCGCGCCUCAAAAUUAUUUUCACCGACAAACAUAUUUGUUGAUGUCAAUCGUUGCAGCGUAUAUGGAAGAAUGGCAGCUCUAGAAACCUACGUAAAUCACACGGUUGCCAUAAUAACGGCGGAUGGACGACACUUCGUGGGAACUUUAAAAGGAUUCGAUCAGACUUUGAAUUUGAUUUUGGAUGACAGUCACGAACGAGUGUAUAGCACCACGCAAGGAGUCGAACAGGUGGUGCUGGGACUGCAUAUCAUUCGCGGCGACAAUGUGGUUAUAGUUGGUGAAAUCGACGAAACGAUAGAUUCUCGCAUAGAUUUUAGUAAAAUUAGAGCGGAACCAUUGCCAUCCAUUGUUCACUAAACGUGAAAAAGUAUUCGUUUGUCGUCUAAAUCGUCGCGCGUAAUUGUCAAGUGGAAAGGAACGAUAUGGCUUUUUUUCGAGAGCAUUUGUUCGGCGUUCCUUAGGUCUAUUUAACGUAUAAUGUGAUACCGAGAUACACUUAACUUAUGUAUGUAUAAUACACAAUCAUGUACAUUC